This is a messenger RNA of Tinamus guttatus (white-throated tinamou), 1390 nucleotides long. NCBI's taxonomy places the organism in Eukaryota, Metazoa, Chordata, Aves, Tinamiformes, Tinamidae. The record is from RefSeq and is a predicted model, not a curated record.
UGAAGCCCCCGUGCUCUCCACCAGGAUCUCCUCCUCCGAAGCGGUCACCAGCGUGUGGAGCCUGCCCCACACCCAUCACCUGCCAAACCACGGCCUUUACCUGUGUCUUCCGGUGUUUCCCGUGCGACCCGUCCUGCGGCAGUGCCUCCUGGGCCACCCCGGAGUUCACGCAGCGCUCAGUGGCUCCAAUGGUGAAGAUGACAAGGUCCAAGACUUUCCAGGCAUAUCUGCCUUCGUGCCACAGGACCUACAGCUGCAUUCAUUGCAGGGCUCACCUCGCCAACCACGAUGAACUCAUUUCCAAGUCCUUUCAAGGCAGCCAAGGACGAGCGUACCUCUUCAAUUCAGUAGUUAAUGUGGGCUGUGGCCCUGCAGAAGAGCGGGUGUUAUUAACAGGAUUACAUGCAGUUGCAGACAUUUACUGUGAAAACUGCAAAACCACACUGGGUUGGAAAUAUGAACAUGCUUUUGAAAGCAGCCAGAAGUAUAAAGAAGGCAAAUACAUCAUUGAACUAGCUCACAUGAUCAAGGAUAACGGCUGGGAUUGAAUGGGAAGAGCCCAGCCCUUCCAGCGUGUAAGAGAAUGCCAUCCAACCGAACAUUAUAUCCAAGAGUGAGAGAGUGACUGAACGCUUGGUUCCAUGCAUUUAGAGGCUCUGCAGUUUGGGAGCAUCUUCACACCCUUCUCCAUCUUUAUUGGUGACUGGCCUCUAAAUUUCUGUCUCUCUGUCUCUUUGCUUUGUAUCUGUUUGUGAGUUGACCCUGGCUGCUUCUCUCUCUGUUCUGGCGUUGGCUAAGAGAAUGCACCGAACGCCCGACAGCCAUUCCAUGUUGACGAGCGCUUAAGUACCAACCCGAGCUGGCUCUGUGGUGGCAUUUGAUGAGAGGUCUCGGUGCGAGAGGAAGACCUGAGGUUUGGGCAGGAGAAGGUGAAAGGGGGUGGGGAGGGGACCACAAGGGAAGUCAUCAGAAGUGAAACCGUGCUUCUCCUUUAAGUCCUGGUUAACCAAGGCUUGAAACUAUUUGCUUGUCUAAAUGGACAGAAAUAUACCUCACGGCUGCGUUCUCUCCAAAUCUGAAAUCCGCGGCUCCAGAAGUGGGGCUUCCGUCGGAGCGCGAGUCCCGGGAGCGCCGCGGUGGCUCCCUGCGAGUCGCUGUUCUGUUUGCCGUGGACUAACCUCGGCGGGGGAGACCUGAUGGCUGGAGAGAUCCCUCACCUCUCAUUUUUCUCUCUGUUUUGGAGGAGGUUGGCCAACCCCCCCACCAGAGCACAGCUGUGGGAGCAUCCACAGCUGGAGAAACCAAAUCCUGACUCUUGAGCCCAUGAGAGAGGAGGGGAAAAACCCUUAAGGCAGAAGGGGCUGGAACUGCAACUUAGAAGAUAGGGCAG